Molecule: messenger RNA, 2468 nt
Organism: Zingiber officinale
Lineage: Eukaryota; Viridiplantae; Streptophyta; Magnoliopsida; Zingiberales; Zingiberaceae
Product: protein ETHYLENE-INSENSITIVE 3-like 1a
Exons: 2
Coding region: 325-2223 (632 amino acids)
Cellular component (GO): nucleus
Molecular function (GO): DNA binding; DNA-binding transcription factor activity
Source: RefSeq, a predicted model, not a curated record
GAGAUCUCGAGGAAAUAACGAGAGUCAGAGAAAGAGAGCAGCAGCGGAAACCACCCACCUUCACCUUCGAUUACCGUUUCUUUUCUGUUAUUUUAAUCUUCUAUCUGACGAUCGGGGUGAGAUUCCAGCUCCAUGAUUUCCGUGCUCUUGCUUUACCUUCUUCGCCGUAUAGUUGACGCUCCAGGUGAAAGCUGAGGGAUCGUCUCUGCGUUGCGUGGAUGCUGGGUUUAAGCUAGAGGCCUUGGGUGGAAGCUAAAAAAGAGGAAACAGCAUCUAUUCCAUGUUCAGUGUAUAAAUGUUUGCUGCCUUGUGCAUCUGACGAUUAUGGGGGACCUAUUAAUUGAAGGCAUGGUACAUCCUACUGUCUCAAAUUAUGCACAAAUUUAUCCCUCCAAUAAUGAGAGGAGUAUUAGUUUCGGUAGCUUCCUUCAACCUUCAAUGGGUGAAUGCGCGAUGGGAGGAGACCUGGUUUGCACACCAUCUGAAAAAUUUGCCGAGGCUGGUGAUGUAGAGACUGAUGAGGAUAUUGACAUAGAAGAACUUGAGAGGCGUAUGUGGAGGGACCAUACUCUGUUGAAGCGGUUAAAGGAGCAGCAACAGAGCAAAAACAAGGAUUUGAGUGACCCGGCUAAGCAAAGUCAAUCCCAAGAACAAGCUUGCCGGAAGAAGAUGUCGCGGGCACAGGAUGGAAUCCUCAAGUACAUGCUGAAAAUGAUGGAGGAUUGCAAAGCUCAAGGCUUUGUCUAUGGUAUUAUUCCUGAAAAAGGCAAGCCUGUGACUGGUGCUUCUGAUAAUCUGAGGGGAUGGUGGAAAGAAAAGGUCAGGUUUGAUCGGAAUGGGCCGACUGCCAUAGAUAAGUAUCGAGCUGAGAAUGCCGUCCCUGGGUCUGGUGAUGGUUUCAACUCAGGAACUGCUAACUCUCAUUCCUUGCAGGAGCUUCAAGACACAACACUGGGUUCUCUUCUGUCAGCACUUAUGCAGCAUUGUGAUCCACCGCAGCGAAGGUUUCCUCUUGAAAAAGGAAUUCCACCGCCAUGGUGGCCUACCGGGAGAGAGGAGUGGUGGGCUCACCUAGGCAUCCCGAAUGAACAUGGACCACCCCCUUACAAGAAGCCACAUGACCUUAAGAAGGCUUGGAAGGUCAGCGUCUUGACGGCUGUAAUCAAGCAUAUGUCUCCCAACAUUGAGAAGAUCCGCAGGCUUGUUAGGCAGUCCAAAUGUUUGCAAGACAAGAUGACCGCCAGGGAGAGCGCAACGUGGCUUGCGGUUCUUAAGCAGGAAGAAGAGAUGUAUAUGAAGUUGCAUCCAGAUGCACGCCCACCCCCAUCCUUAGGAGGUGGUGUAGUGUUCUCCUUUAACAGCAACAGCAGUGAGUAUGAUGUCGAAGGUUUUGAAGAAGGCUAUAUUGAGAAUCUGGAUUAUAAGGUGGCUGUCGAGAGCAACACACUCAAACUAGAUGCUAGUUCAGGUAAUGGAAAUUUUGUCAAGUCUAGUCCAUUGAAGGAAGAAACUGACAUGGAGUUCAUUCAGAAGAGAACUUCUAUGGAGCCUGAACCGGAGAGGAAUCAGAGGACCUAUACUUGCCAAAAUGUGGUAUGCCCACAUAACGAUGUCAGUCAUGGAUUUCUUGAUAGGAAUGCCAGAAACAGUCACCAGUACUUCUGCAAUUAUCAGAACACUGCCAUUCCUCCUGGUAUGGGAAUGGUGAACAACCAGCUUCACUCGGCCGUGAACAAACCUUCAGUUUUUCCUUUGCCAUCAAAUACUCAGUCCAAUCCAUCUUCAAUUGGAUUAAAUCACAAUCCAAUUAACAUAUCCGACUUAGGCAUUCCUUCUGAUGGGCAAAAAUCAAUUGACGAGUUAAUGGACUUCUAUGAAAACAAUGUCAACAGUAGCAAGAAUCUCAACUUGGAAGGUUUAACCAUGUUUGAUGAGUCAAAUGAUCUUCAUGCUAGAAACCGGAUGGAGUACAACUUAUUUGUACACAGCCCAGGAAUCGGUGGCGACCUCUUCGAACAAUUUGACAGCUUGGUGGAGCAAUCACAGUAUGUGCAGGAAAGCAUGAUGCAGUUUCAGCAAAAACUUAGUGACCAGCCAAUCGAAGUGAGUGGGGUUACCAGACUCGAACCCAGCCUCAACAAGCCGAAAAUGGAUUACGCAAAUGCUGUGAACGGAGGUAUUGUGGAAACUUUGCAAAAGCAAGAUGGAUUCAAUUGGUUCUGAAGUCACAGAAGCUAGUUAGAUGAUGAUGAUGAUGAUGAGAUCAUCUCAGCUGAAGCAAAGUUUAAAUAACCUAUGAAUUUUCUUUAGGCGAUCUUGUUUUUAGUUGUAUCUUAUUUUUCCUUGUAUCCUGAACAUAAUAUUCCUAUGUAGAUUAUGCUGCCAAUGAGUUCUUAGAUGCUCGAUGGCGAAGCAUUGUAAGACUUCAUUAAUUAGGACAAUAAGUAAUGGCUUGUGUUGGCUGUGUA